Molecule: messenger RNA, 1625 nt
Organism: Salvia hispanica
Lineage: Eukaryota; Viridiplantae; Streptophyta; Magnoliopsida; Lamiales; Lamiaceae
Source: RefSeq, a predicted model, not a curated record
ACAAUUUUUUAACCACAUUAUCUGUUCGACUAGUCGAUAGGAAUUGAAAAGAAGGAGCUCCGAUGGCCGGAAAGAGACCUCAUGUGUUGGCCGUUCCAAUCCCGCUCCAAGGCCACGUGAAGCCGCUCAUGAGCCUCUGUCGCCAAAUAGCCAAACACGGCGUUAAAGUCACCUUUGUCAAUGCCCAUUCUAUUCAUCACAAAAUACUUUCUGCAUCUCAAAAACAACAAGACGAAGACGAAGAAGAUGAUUCCUGCCACAGUAUAGUGAUGGAAACUGUUCCCGACGGUUUCACUCCUGAAGACGAUCCAAACAACCACUCUACGCUGCUCGAAAAUCUCCCAAGGACAAUGCCACAAAGCUUAACCGAUUUGAUUCAAAGGAUCAACACCUCCAAUCCUUACGAGAAGGUUACCUGUCUCAUUGCUGAUAUCGCAUUUUCAUGGAUUUUUGAAACUGCAGAAAAGAUGGGAGCCGAGCCUGUCGCCUUUUCCACACCUUCCGUCGCCAAUUUGGCCUUCAUGCUUCACACUCCCAAACUCUUAGAGCAAGGAAUUCUUAAUAUAAAUGGAUCUCUCCAAACUGGGGAUGUAGUUAGUCUUUCAAACGAUAUACCUUCUUGGAGGAAUGGUGAAUUUCUAUGGAGUUUCUCUAGAGACCCGGAAAUAGAAAAGGUGUUAUUCGAAUUUACAACCAAAGGAUUCAAAGACGAACCUGCAGCUACAGAGUUGAUCUGUGGUGUAUGUUUCUUUCGGAAACCUGCAGCUACAGAGUUGGUCCCUAACCUCUUGCCAGUCGGGCCCUUAAAUUUACUCGACUCCAACAAUGUCGAAUCCACCAAUUUCCUCUAUGAAGAUUCAUCUUGUUUACGCUGGCUGAAUACCCAACCAGAUAGAUCUGUGGUGUAUGUUUCUUUCGGAAGCUCGGGAGUUUUCUCUCAGCAGCAGAUGGAUGAGUUGGCUUUCGGGCUUGAUCUAUCGGGCCGGGCUUUUCUAUGGGUCGUCCGGCCCGAUCUUGCCAAUGGGUCACCAGUCGUGUACCCUCCUGGGUUCGGGACUGGUCUCGGGAAGAUUGUGGAAUGGGCACCUCAAAAAAGAGUCCUGUCACAUCCGUCCAUUGGUUGUUUCGUGUCUCACUGUGGAUGGAACUCUACAAUUGAAGGUGUGAGCAAUGGGGUCCCUUUCCUAUGUUGGUCCUAUUUAGGUGACCAGUUGCAUAAUGAGAGGUACAUUUGUGAAAAGUGGGGGAUUGGAUUGAAAAUUGAUUUUGAUGAAGAGGGGAUUAUUAGAUCAAGAUAUGAAAUCAAGAACAAAAUUGACAUGUUGUUUUCUGAUAAUAAGUUUAAGGAAAAUGCACUGAAGCUGAAGGAAAUGUGUGGUAAGAGUGUUGCCGAUGGUGGAACGUCUUACAACAAUUUGAAGAAGUUUAUUGAUCAUCUUUAUAGGAGAUGAAUGGUAUGGUUUUUAACUUAUUCCAAAAAUUUGUGUGUUCACGGCUAUGUAAUGGUUUCUGUUAUGUACUAGGACUAUUUUUUAUGAAAUGAAAUUGAUAAGGUUUUUACUUGUCAAACGGAUUACUAUGUAAGGGUGUUUUAUUUGAUAAAUGAAAUCGAUAAGCUUUUUAUA